Messenger RNA from Anguilla rostrata (American eel), 2495 nucleotides. RefSeq names its product electron transfer flavoprotein dehydrogenase (gene etfdh). The coding region runs from base 159 to 2012 and encodes 617 amino acids. Gene Ontology annotation, molecular function: iron-sulfur cluster binding; electron-transferring-flavoprotein dehydrogenase activity. The record is from RefSeq and is a predicted model, not a curated record. The transcript is spliced from 13 exons. Gene Ontology annotation, biological process: electron transport chain. Lineage: Eukaryota; Metazoa; Chordata; Actinopteri; Anguilliformes; Anguillidae. Gene Ontology annotation, cellular component: mitochondrial inner membrane.
GUCGUGACGCAAUGCGUUUUCUCACCGAGGAGGGGUGAUCGGGAUAAAUGCUUGAAGCACGGCUCAAGGAUUACCUGAAUUGAUCAUCAAAAUAGUGGUUACAAACACAGAAGUACGCACACAGUAUUAGCUAGCUUGCUAGCUACCUGGGUCCAAGUAUGUUUCCAGCCAGGUAUCCACUGCAAGCACGAAUAUGUGUCCGGGCUCUGAAGGCCCUGCGCAGAGAUCAUCAGUUACCGAAUACACCGAGAUGGUGUUCCACGGCCGCGCCGGUGCCGCGCAUUACGUCACACUACACGGUCUACCCAAGGGACAAGGACUCGCGAUGGGAAGGAGUGGAGAUGGAGAGGUUUGCGGAUGAAGCGGACGUGGUGAUCGUGGGAGGUGGCCCUGCGGGCCUGUCUGCCGCCAUCCGACUGAAGCAGCUGGCCAACGAGCACGAGAAGGAGCUCCGGGUGUGCCUGGUGGAGAAAGCCUCCCAGAUCGGCGCUCACACCCUAUCGGGGGCCUGUUUGGAACCCAGCGCCCUCAACGAGCUUUUCCCUGACUGGAAAGAGAGAGGAGCACCUCUUAAUACACCAGUUACAGAGGAUGUGUUUGGAAUUUUAACAAAAAAGUACAGAAUUCCAGUCCCAAUUCUGCCAGGCCUCCCGAUGAAUAACCACGGUAACUACAUUGUUCGGCUCGGCCAUUUUGUCCAGUGGCUGGGGGAACAGGCAGAGGAGCUGGGGGUGGAGAUAUAUCCUGGCUACGCUGCUGCAGAGGUAUUAUUUCAUGAAGAUGGAAGUGUUAAGGGGAUUGCAACAAAUGAUGUUGGAAUUGCUAAGGAUGGUUCUCCUAAAGAUGUAUUUGAGAGGGGUAUGGAGCUCCAUGCUAAGGUAACACUAUUUGGUGAAGGCUGCCAUGGGCACUUAGCCAAGCAACUAUACAAGCACUACAACCUGCGAGAGAACUGUCAACCUCAGACGUAUGCCAUUGGGCUAAAAGAGAUAUGGGUCAUUGAUGAAAAGAAAUGGAGACCAGGCAGAGUGGAGCAUACAGUCGGGUGGCCUCUGGACAGAAACACUUAUGGAGGGUCCUUCUUGUACCAUUUAAAUGAAGGGGAACCAUUGGUGGCCUUAGGAUUUGUGGUGGGUUUGGACUAUCAGAACCCCUACCUGAGCCCCUUCAGGGAGUUUCAGCGCUGGAAGCACCAUCCCUCGGUGGCCCCGACCCUCGAGGGAGGAAACCGGAUAGCUUACGGAGCCAGGGCCCUGAACGAGGGCGGAGUUCAGUCCCUGCCCAAGCUGACCUUUCCCGGGGGCCUGCUGAUGGGGUGCAGUCCGGGGUUCAUGAAUGUCCCCAAGAUCAAGGGCACGCACACGGCCAUGAAGAGCGGCAUACUGGCGGCCGAGGCGGUCUUCAGCAGGAUCACCAACGAGGACCUGGAGUCCGAGACCGCCGGAGUUCAUGUUCCUGAAUAUGAAGAGAGCUUGAGAAAGUCUUGGAUUUGGAAAGAGUUGCACGCUGUUAGGAACAUCCGACCUUCCUUCCAUAACUAUUUUGGGCUUUACGGGGGAAUGGUGUACACUGGAAUAUUUUACUGGAUAUUCAGAGGGAAAGAGCCCUGGACCUUGAAACAUGCAGGUAAGGACUCUGCUCAGCUGAAACCAGCGAAGGACUGCACCCCAAUCGAGUACCCAAAGCCGGAUGGCAAGAUCAGCUUCGACCUGCUCUCCUCCGUGGCUUUGAGCGGGACCAACCACGAGCACGACCAACCCGCGCACCUCACCCUCAAGGACGACAGCGUUCCCGUCGCCCAUAACCUGGCCAUUUACGACGGACCCGAGCAGCGGUUCUGUCCAGCAGGGGUGUACGAGUUUGUUCCUCUUGAGUCCGGGGAGGGCAUGAGACUGCAGAUCAAUGCGCAGAACUGUGUUCAUUGCAAGACCUGUGACAUCAAGGACCCCAGCCAGAACAUUAACUGGGUGGUGCCGGAGGGUAGCGGGGGACCAGCGUACAAUGGCAUGUGAUCUCGGAAGGGGUGUCCGCGGGGGACAGAUGGACGUGGCAGUGUUUAAUGGUACAAACCUGUGUCUCCAAGUUCACCACGUGCCUACUUAUUUAACUGAGUGCUAUCAUAUUACCAGUGAAGACAGGAUCAGGGAGUCAGAUAAAGCAGAUAACAAAAUAAUAAUGAGAAGUUGUCUCUGCUAUAUUUAGCAAAGCUAGUUGGAAAAACAAAAGUAUAACGGUUAUUUUUUUACGGCACACAGGAUAAGCUGUAUGUAGGUAACUGCCCUGGGUUGGCAGGCAUUAGAUUGUUCCAGCCAGUCCAAACUUGAAUUUGAGAUCUUUGAAGUUUGCACCUAAUGGGUCAAUGUUUAUUUUGUGGUCUGUUGCAGGUACCAUUUAUCUGUACAGCUGUGUUUUAUUUAUGUACAGAAUGGUAGUGUACUGUAUGCCAGGACAUUGAAUUAGCGUGGUGUCUUUUAAAAUAAACAUUCAUAACAGUG